Messenger RNA from Seminavis robusta, 354 nucleotides. Lineage: Eukaryota; Bacillariophyta; Bacillariophyceae; Naviculales; Naviculaceae. The record is from the annotation of a GenBank genome assembly.
AUGGUUCUCACUGACAGGAACAAGUUUGAAGACGAGAUUGCAAGCGAGCAGGGUAAUAGUUCGACUAGUGAUGCCAACUUUCACGGCGGACUGGGGUUUCAAUGCGUUCAGCAGGUAAAGCUCAACAUCCUUGGUGGAAAGGUUUUCCAAUGGAUAGUCGACACUCCAGCAGUUGCGCAGACCGUCAGGAAAGGCAUCCGCCUCGGCCCUGAAGUAGCCACUGUCACCGAAGUCUUUACCCCAGCUGUUUUUGAAACGAAAGAUUGUAUUUUCGCCGUCUUCAAAACCUGUAAUGACGAUUGCAUGCCCAACACCAAUGGUCUGCGAAUACCGUGGUUCAGUAGGGCGAUCUAA